Messenger RNA from Seriola dumerili (greater amberjack), 4323 nucleotides. RefSeq names its product xyloside xylosyltransferase 1 (gene xxylt1). The coding region runs from base 279 to 1496 and encodes 405 amino acids. Lineage: Eukaryota; Metazoa; Chordata; Actinopteri; Carangiformes; Carangidae. The transcript has 5 exons. Gene Ontology annotation, molecular function: UDP-xylosyltransferase activity. The record is from RefSeq and is a predicted model, not a curated record.
UUUGUCGGAAGAUUGGUUGAACAAGAGCGUACAGCCGUAGUGUCGGUAUGUGCUGCGGGGAGCGACUACCGCUUACGGAGGGCGCGGGCAAAUGUUAGCAUUAACAUUAGCAAGCCGUGCAACGAGGCCUACUCGGUGCUGGAAGGCCUCAAGAGGAGCCCAGCGUGAGCUUAGGAGAAUGUUGACAACUUAUGAAAAAUAACCAUGAACUGAAAGGACGCAAAAUGGUGAAUGUUUUCUCAUUUACACCCCCAUUCUCAUGACACCAACAGGAAGAUAUGGGCAUCCUAAGACUGGUAGCCAGAAUCAUGGGUAGGAUCAGUACAUUCAGGUCCUAUCAGUUUGUGCUUCUUCUGGCUGCUGCACUUGCUGUUGUAGCUUUUUACUACUUUGGCUCUGAGAAGCAGAACUUCUCCAGCACCACUAAGAGGAUCAAGCAGACCCAGGCCAGCCACAACACCAACAGAAAUGAUGCGGAUCUGACUGUGGACACCAGGCUCUCACAUACAGCUGGAUCGGAGGAGCAAGGAGGGGAAGGCCAAGAUGUAGGGGGAGAAGAGAGCGAGGGUUUCAGGUCAAAGAAAGUUGACAGUGAGGCUGCUGACCAACGCUACCACGCACUCAUGAUGUUCACCAAGGUGGACAAGAGCCGGAGCCUUCAGGACAAGUUCAGGGUGGCCAUGUUGUCUAUGGUGAAGCACGGACACUUUCUGGAAGGAGAGGUGUUGGUGCUUCAUUUUGUGAGUGACCAGGCCAGCCAAGAACUGGGAGAGAGGAUGCUGCAGGAAUUUCUCCUUGAUGCAACAUUUAAGUAUGAGGUGCUAUUUCAUGACGUGGUGGCUCUCACACAGAAGCUCUUCCCUAUUGUGGAGGCCAUGCAGAAGCACUUCAGUGCUGGCUCUGGAGCUUAUUACAGCGACGCCAUCUUCUUCCUGUCUGUAGCCAUGCAUCACAUCAUGCCUGAACGUCUGAUGCGCAUUGUGCAGCUUGACCUGGAUCUGAAAUACAGGACCAACAUCAGGGACCUCUUCCAAGAAUUUGACCGGUUUCCUCCAGGAGCAGUAAUAGGCAUCACCAGAGAGAUGCAGCCAGUCUACAGACACACCUUUUGGCAGUAUCGUAAGGAGAACCCUCAGACCAGAGUAGGUGAACCUCCUCCUGAUGGUCUCCCAGGCUUCAACAGUGGCGUGAUGUUACUGGACCUGGGAGCGAUGAGGGCCUCAGCGCUCUACAACCAGCUGUUGAAGCCCAGCAAUGUGGCCAAACUGGCCGACCAGUACCGCUUCAGGGGCCACCUCGGUGACCAGGACUUCUUCACCAUGAUUGGCAUGGAGCAUCCUGAACUGUUUUAUUCCCUGGCCUGUGGCUGGAACAGGCAGCUGUGCACCUGGUGGAGGGACCACGGAUACGGAGACGUGUUUCAGCUGUAUUAUCGCUGUGAUGGACCUGUUUAUAUCUACCAUGGGAACUGUAACUCCCCUAUACCAGAUGACUGAUGUAUGUGCUGCACUGAUGGUGCAACUGAGAAGGAGUCUAUCAUGUCUGCAGUAUAGCUUAAGGGAAUUAUUUAUCCUGCUUGUUGGGAGGCUUGUGACUUUUAUGGCAGUUUUCCUUUCUUGACCCUGGAGCCAUGGUCACAGACUCAGUCCCCUGCUGGUCAGUGGGGCUACUGAAGGGCCCUCCCACACAAGUUCAUUGGUGGUAUUUUAGAAUAAGAAAACAGCUCUGCGGUACAGCAAUGCAAGCAGAUGCAUUAGCAUUUCUUCAGGUACUGAAAUGAUGAAAUAUGAUCAGUGAGGUUCAGUUUGAGUCACAGAUCCAUUCAUUUGAAUGCUUAUCAGAUAAUACUGCAGAAGAGUUUACAUCAUUAUCAGGAAGGAUUUUACUGCCCUUGAAAACUAUCAAGGUAGUAAUCAUUUCAUUUUAUCACAAAGAUCACGGCAUGAUGUUCAAAUGAAUGUGGGGGGUUUUUCAAUGGGAAUGCAGCCUAAUGCAUCAUGCAGUCAAUGCCAUUAUUCCUUUCAUUUGCUUAUAUUUUAAUUGACUUCAAUAAAUUUUGGUAUUUGUGUUAAGGGGAAUCUCAAAGACCACUGUAUUUAAUGAGGAAUUCAUGUCGCCAAUAGAGCUGCAUUGAUUAGAUCAACACAAAACUAACCAGCAACUAUUAUGAUUCUCAAAUAUUACUUGCUGGUUGUAGCUUCUAAAUUGUGAGAAUAUAAUGCGGUUAUGUGUCAUAUUAUAAAUUGAUAAAUUAAAUAUCUUUGAGUUUUGGACUGUUGAUAAAACAAGACAUUAGAGGACGAUACUUGGGCUUCAGGAAAUUAUCCAGCAUUUUACACUCUUUUCUGACGUUUUAUGCACAAAAUGAUUAAACAUUAAAUCAAAAGAAGAAGAUUAACUGAUAAUUAAAAUAACUGUAAAUUGUCACCCUAAUUUAUAACAAAUGUGGAAAUAUCUGCAAGAGAUAUAUAUUGAGCUACUGUGUUAAUUGCCACCGAUAAACAAGAGUCCUGUAUUUUUUUCCACUUCCCUCCCACUGCUCUCUCUGGUUCCCUGCACCUCAAGCUUUCCAGCAGUGGCGCAGGUUAACCCUGCGUCAACUUAUCUUCAUGCAACACCACACCAGGUGAGGGCUAAUCUGGUGCCAUUUAUUUUCCACCUCUGUGACUUGUGGAGGAAAGGGAGGGGUAUGUUUAACACCAGUAGACUCCCUCUUUCCGGAGCCACGUGGGCGCAGGACAUAACACACUUCCACAGUGCCUUUCAAACACAUCUUUCUGUAGGUUGGAAUAGAUAGGGAGAGGAAAAAAAAAAUCACAUCAAAGGGUGUUAGUGCUCCCUGCAUUGCAGUUUAGCUGAGGCCGAACACACAGGUUUCAGAGGUGCUGCGUCCAAGAGCAUGACUGCAGACACUGACCCACUUUUGAGUGUUCUUGCUGUGCUCACUCGAUAAGUACCCAGUUUCAAAGAAAUGUCAACACUCAAUAUUCAUCAGUCAGGAAAUUGUCUGAGGAGAUGCACAAUUAAGCACACACAUGCACAUGGUGAGAGUGACGAAGCUGAAUCCCCCACACCAUCGGUGGAGUCAAAGAAAGGCUACUCACGACACUUGAGAAUAAACAUUACUCCAAAUCAAUAAGCUUCCCUUUGAUUCACCCUUCAACCUAGUAUUUGCCCUGCCUCUUUCAGAACUAUACUCUUUAAAGUAUUAAGAAGUAUUCUAUUUGAGUGAAUACUGAAACACAACUUCUAUUCUGAAUUCUUGACUGCACUUUACAACUUCAAAACACAGGCUUUAUCAUCAAGGGUUUUGUUGACUAGACGAUUGUUGCAUUUAUUCUACUGGAUUUAAAAUGAAAUGUUCCUCACUCUACCCACGGUUUUGUACAUUUUGCCCGAUUAACUAUACAUAAUAGUAAUCUGCAUAGAAUAACAAACAUUGCACAGAAUAAAUAUGUAUCUGAUCUUGAAGGAAAGCAGUGUGCAAACGUAAACAUUGUGGAAAGGACUGAGUUUGUCUAAUCUUGAAUGAAAAAGCAGACUUUCAAAUCUCCCACUGUCAGAGCUUCGUCCACAGCAACAAUGAGUUUACAAAACAGCCUCCGCUCAAAAUCACACCAUCACUUUGACAAAUAAAUGUAAAACUAAAAAGUGCAAUAAGAUGUUCAAUGUGAUAGAUUACUGUUAAUACCAGAAAUAUACCUGUUGCAUGGGUUGGCAGUUAGGGCUUAAACAUGGAAAACCUCUCGUAUCAUCCUUUAAAAAUCAUCUUUUGUCUGUCUAUCUGUUUUUCCCUAUGUCCCAUACACAUCCAUCACGUUUUAUGUGUUAUUCUUGCCCGUUUUCAAACACACAAACUCUCGUGUAUAAAAUGGGUUAAUGAAAAUAGGUGGAGAUUUAAGAUGGAGGGCAACAUGAUUGGUGUGGUGUAACUUAAUAAGUGUUACAAAGGUAGUAUCCUUAUAUUUACUGUAUUGACCCAGGUUCACCCUCUCACACCAACAGCAAACACAUUUUGUCACAGCAGUGUUGGUGUGAAAAGGUAAAUGACCGUUCUCUAUGUAUGAAUGUGCAAUGAUAUUUUUAAAGGGCUAAUAAAUGUAAAUAAAUAAAUGGUCCACUUCUUUCUUAGACAGAUUAGAAAGCUGUGUUAAAGACUCAAUGUGAUGUGAUUGUUUCAUGACAAAAGCAAAUGUGAAAGUAGCUUUACAUGAUCUUUUCAUAGACGAGCUUCCUGUGACAGAAAUUCAGCAAUUCUGUGACCUUUGUGUGUUCAGCUUUCCUAAAUCAAUUAUAAGACCUUUUUUUUUUUUCUUUUUUUUU